AUGAAGAACACUCACAGAAACGACGACGAGAUCGCCCGGACAGUGCUCAUUGAGCUUCUGGCCUAUCAAUUCUGCUUCCCAGUACAAUGGAUCAAAACGCAGGACCUCAUACUAGGCUCGCAAGACACAGAGCGUCUUAUCGAAAUAGGUCCUACGACCACCCUGGCGAAUAUGGCGAAACGGACAGUAGAUCUCAAGUACGCCCACCGGGAUAUGGCCCAAAACACCCAGCGGCAGUUCUUGAACUUCCAGCAGAACAUUGAUGCCAUAUCAUACAACGACCAUGUUACGACACCAGACGUCAUCGCCGAGCAACCUGCGAACAUUGCGGGAGUGGAACCCAAAGACAUGUCUACCACCACCAUCACUGCAAGCGCUCCACAGGUGCUCCAUGUUCCGAUUGAGCCACUUCAAGAUACGCCUGUCAAUCCCAUGGAAAUCGUCUCUACAGUCGUAGCAGCUGCGUUAAAGAAGCCGAUGGAUGCACUGGAAAUGAAGCAGACGAUCAAAGCAUUGGCUGGUGGCCGCUCUACCCUCCAAAAUGAAAUCAUUGGAGAUCUUGCCGCAGAAUUCGACGCGAUCCCCGAUGGUGCUGAGGACUUACCACUAGAAGGUCUAUGCGCAGCAGUGCAAAGCAAUUUUGGAGGAAAGUUAGGAAAGAAGGCUUCGUCGAUGGUGGAGAGACUAGUUAGCCAGAAACUGCCAAGCACUUUCCAAACCGCUACUGUCCGCAAGCACUUGAACGAGAGAUGGGGCCUGGGACCAGGACGCCAAGACAGCGUUCUGCUCUGGGGCGUUACUUCUCAACCUGGAUUCCGCCUCAAGGAUGACGGCGAGGCCAAAGUCUUCUUGGACGGCCUCGUUCACCUGUACGCCAAGAAGCACGGCCUUAGUCUACCAGACAGUAAUUCGCUUUCUGUCACAGUUUCAGUCGAAGAGACAAAGAUCAACUCUGAAACCGUGGCACUCCUGGAGAACAAGCAAAAGUCGGCAUGGCUCGAGCAGCUCCAGCUUUACUCGAAUCUGCUCGGCCUGGACAUGCACGCAUCAGAAGCCACCAUUGAUGCACUUCAGAAACGGGUAUCUGACUUGGAGACCGAGUUGGAUGCUUGGGCUGAUGAGCAUGGCGAAUUUUACGCGUCUGGAAUCCACCCAAUGUUCUCGCCUCUGAAAGCCCGAACCUACGACUCAUGGUGGAACUGGGUGAUGCAAGAUCUCUUGACUUUUGUUGCUCUGGCAGCGACAACGGAGGCUGGCGAAGCCCAACUUGACCAGCUGAAAGCAAGGAUCGUCGGUCGGGCGAAUGAUCGUAUCAUAUCUACCCUCGGCUAUCUGGUCUCUGCCACAAGCAAGGAGUCACUUGCUCGCCGAUUGUCAGGCCUCUUAGCAGAAUGCGAGGGUGCAUUAGGCCUGCCUUCAUCUGUCCGCCAUCCUGGUCCCUCUCUUGCCCCAUCUACGAUAAUUGAGGAAGAUGGCAAGAUCGUCGUAUCUGAGAAGCCCAGGUUGGGCGAUCCACACGCCGAUGAUCAACUGCUUAGACUGGGGCGAAAAGGCGUCGCUGGUUGGCAAUUUGAUGGGGAGCUUUCAUCGGUGCUCCAUGACUUGCUCCAGGGUACGAAUGCGACUCGCUUGUCUUUCGCUGGAACAACAGUACUUGUCACUGGCGCUGGCGAAGGCUCAAUCGGCUGUCAGAUCGUUGCCCAGCUCCUCAAUGCUGGUGCAGUAGUUAUCGUGACUAGCAGCUCAUAUUCACCAAAGUCGACACGGUUUUAUCAAAAGCUAUACGCCGAAAACUGCGGUAAAGGCUCAAUGCUAAUUCUGGUUCCAUUCAAUCAAGCCAGUGUUCGCGAUGUUGACGCCGUGGUGGACUACAUCUACAGUAAAGACGGCCUCGCCAUGGACCUGGACUUUGUGGUACCAUUUGCUGCAAUCUCAGAGAAUGGUCGGACUAUCAGCAACAUCGACGGCAGGGCUGAGCUGGCUCACCGCGUCAUGCUCACGAAUACGCUACGUCUUCUUGGCAACGUGAAGCAGCAGAAGAUGAAUCGCGGUACAGUCGCUAGGCCGGCCCAAGUCAUCCUUCCACUUUCACCCAACCACGGCUCUUUCGGGAGUGAUGGUCUCUACGCGGAGUCCAAGCUAGGCCUGGAAGCUCUUUUUGAAAAAUUCCACUCCGAAGAUUGGGCAGACUACUUGCUCGUUUGUGGCGCAAUCAUUGGCUGGACACGCGGUACUUCACUGAUGUCAGACAACGAUAUGGUUGCUGAGGGCAUCGAACAGCUUGGUGUUCGGACAUAUACUCAGACGGAGAUGGCGUUCAACAUCGUAUGUCUGCUGAGUGAAGAAGUCAAGUCACUGUGUAUCGACAGCCCGGUGGUCGCCGACCUGAGUGGAGGUAUGGGAGAGAUUGUAGAUCUUCAGCAAGCUACUGCAGAAAUCCGAGCUUCGAUCAUUGGGCAGAGUGAAGAACGUCGUGCUCUAGCGCUUGAGGCUUCGUUUGAAUCAUCUGAUGCCAACGCUGAAACGGAUCAUGGGUCACUGGCAAACGUUCAGUUCGCCUUCCCCGAGCUACCUGACUGGAACCGUGACGUUCUUCCUCUUACCGAACAGCUCAAGGGUAUGGUGGAUUUGGAUCGUGUCAUAGUUGUUGUUGGCUACUCCGAAGUAGGCCCAUGUGGUAACUCUCGCACAAGAUGGAUGAUGGAAUUGGAUGGUCCUCUUCUUUCAACAGAAUGCUGCAUUGAGCUGGCGUGGACGAUGGGCCUCAUCAAGAGCCACCAUGGUGUGGUGGAUGGCCAGUUAUUCUCUGGCUGGGUGGAGAAGGAAACAGGCAAGCCCAUUGCAGACCACGAGAUUCCCACGAAGUUCGGAAAAUUGAUCCGCGAACAUAGUGGCAUCCGUCUCGCCGAAGCAAAGCGUGGCGCCCCAGGCUGGAAGGGACGCGAGGUUUUGCAUGAGAUCGUGGUUUCAAAAGACCAUGACCCGAUCGAAGUCAGCAAGGAUGUUGCUACACAGCUCAAGCAAGCUCACGGAGAGAGCGUGCACGUGUCUGUCGACGAUGCGACGGGUCAAGCAAAGGUCGUCUUACGAAAGGGCGCCAAGAUCUCGGUGCCUAAGCUCAUUGACGGGAGCCACACCGUCGCUGGCCAAAUCCCAACAGGCUGGAAUGCUGCGACGUACGGAGUGCCACAAGAUGUGAUUGAACAAGUCGACCCAGUCACUCUCUUUGCUCUUGUUGCUACCGCAGAGUCGUUCCAGUCUGCCGGCAUCCUCGACCCGUUUGAACUCUACAACACCCUCCACGUAAGCGAAGUGGCAACAUGCGUUGGUGCAGGCUUCGGUGGCAUAACAAGCAUACGUGAGAUCUUCCAGGAACGCUUCCGCGAUAUGGACCCUGCGAAUGACGCUCUAGCUGAGUGUUUCAUCAAUUCCAGCAGUGCCUGGAUUAAUAUGCUCCUCCUAUCAGCAGCUGGUCCUAAUCGAACACCUGUUGGCGCAUGUGCUACGGCAGUGGAGUCACUCGAUACAGCUUGCGAUCUUAUCCAGACUGGAAAGGCGAAGUUCUGCGUUGUUGGCGGAUGCGACGACCUUCUCAAAGAGACAUCCACAGAGUUCGCCAACAUGAAAGCCACGAUCGAUCCUGAUCAAGACGCUCUAAACGGCCGCGAUCCUACGGAGAUGAGUCGCCCAACUACUUCGACUCGUAAGGGGUUCGUGGAGUCUGAGGGUGCGGGCAUUCAGCUCGUUACAACUGCCUCUGUCGCGCUGGACAUGGGUCUUCCGAUUCACUGUGUCGUCGCGUUAUCAUCCACUGCAAUGGACAAAGCAGGUCGCUCUCUGCCUGCCCCUGGACGUGGAAUCCUGGGCACCGCCAGACAGAGCACUGCAGAAUUUGACUCACCCUUGAUGAAUAUCAAGUACCGCAGAAGAGCUCUACAGGCACGAUUGCAACAAGUCGAAGACAUGCGCGACCUCCAAUUGUCUUACUUGGAUGAAGAGGUUGAGCAUCUCAUGACCGACUCUACUGUCGACUUCUCCGUCGACAAGUAUCGUCUACAACGCGUCACGGACAUUGAAAACGAUGCUCUCCGAGACCAGAAAGAGGCUCUAGACUUGUACGGAAAUCGAUUCUGGACGCAUGACCAACGUAUCUCUCCUAUACGCGGUGGCCUUGCUGUGUGGGGCCUUUCCGUCGAUGAUGUUGACAUGGUAUCUUUCCACGGCACAUCAACAAAAGCGAACGAGAAGAACGAAGCAGCUGUAGUCAGUGAGCAGUUUAAGCACCUCGGUCGAACGAAAGGAAACGUUGUUCCUGUCGUUUGCCAAAAAGCCCUCACUGGUCACCCCAAGGCGGCUGCAGGAGCUUGGAUGCUCAAUGGGUGCAUUCAAGCCAUGCACGACAAGAAGAUUCCCGGAAAUCGGAAUGCCGAUAACAUUGACUCGGAGCUUCAGAAGUACGAGUAUCUCGUAUUUCCAAACAAGACUGUGGAGAGAAGUGAGGAUGUCAAGGCCUUCUUACUCAACUCAUUCGGCUUUGGUCAAAAGGGAGCAAUGGCAAUUGGUGUGAAUCCAAAAUACCUAUUUGCUACACUGAAGCGGAAAGACUACGAGGUAUACACGAAGAAGCGACAGUCACGAGAAAAGAAGGCAGUUCGACGGUUUCAUGAGGCUAUGAACUGCAAUAGUGUGUUUCGGCCAAAGAAGAAUGCCCCUUAUUCUCAGGAGAACGAGACUGCUGUUCUGUUGGAUCCGGCAUUUAGGCUUGGAGCGUGAAGGAGGCGUUCUGGGACGAGAGACUUUCACAUGUUUUACCAAAUUGAUUUUUCCAUUUUCUUACAAUUACAUUCAUUUACCCAC
Messenger RNA from Pyrenophora tritici-repentis Pt-1C-BFP, 4857 nucleotides. RefSeq names its product 3-oxoacyl-acyl-carrier-protein. Gene Ontology annotation, biological process: long-chain fatty acid biosynthetic process. NCBI's taxonomy places the organism in Eukaryota, Fungi, Ascomycota, Dothideomycetes, Pleosporales, Pleosporaceae. Gene Ontology annotation, cellular component: fatty acid synthase complex. The record is from RefSeq and is a predicted model, not a curated record. Gene Ontology annotation, molecular function: 3-oxoacyl-[acyl-carrier-protein] reductase (NADPH) activity; holo-[acyl-carrier-protein] synthase activity; 3-oxoacyl-[acyl-carrier-protein] synthase activity.